Larimichthys crocea (large yellow croaker) is the source of this 2537-nucleotide messenger RNA. It is a transcript of the gene rnf122, whose product is annotated as ring finger protein 122. Gene Ontology annotation, cellular component: nucleus. The transcript is spliced from 6 exons. The record is from RefSeq and is a predicted model, not a curated record. Gene Ontology annotation, molecular function: ubiquitin protein ligase activity. The coding region runs from base 493 to 960 and encodes 155 amino acids. NCBI's taxonomy places the organism in Eukaryota, Metazoa, Chordata, Actinopteri, Sciaenidae. Gene Ontology annotation, biological process: ubiquitin-dependent protein catabolic process.
CACGGACGAGCCGUCACAACACACGCCGACUUGGGCGACCUGACGAUUGGCCUCGCCGGACGUCAGUAGCGUCAGCGGGGGCGGGAGAGAAGGAAAAUCGAGCCAGUGCUCUAGUUUUUCCCCCUCUCAAGCAGAUGCUGCCGCUGGGUCAGUGUUAUGCCGUCUAUUAAUAAUAACAGAGUCGAAACAGCCUCAUCGAGGAGAAGAAAGACAUCCACAUCACCGAUCCUCCUUUCUUUCAGUCUACAGGAAUCAGCCAACGCGCAAAUAAUGUGACACAACUUUCGACAGACGCCUUUUUUUUUUUUAAAUCAAUCUUAUUAUUCGCCUUUAUUGCUGAGCUAUUGUGUCGUUCACCUCUCACGCUUGCUGGCACACAGUCCCUGGCUCUGUUUGUGCACUUUAUUGCGGUCAUCCAUCUGCUCGGGCGGCUGCGGCUUGUUGGUAAACACGAAUCGGAUCCCGCCGGCAAGGACUCCCUCUGGUGCAUUGAUGCACCCGUUUCAGUGGUGUAACGGGUGCUUCUGUGGUCUUGGACUGGUUUACUCCAACAAGUCGUGCACCAUGCCGCCCAUCACCUUCCAGGACCUGCCUCUCAACAUCUACAUGGUCAUCUUUGGGACAGGCAUCUUUGUCUUCAUCCUGAGCCUCAUCUUCUGCUGUUACUUUAUCAGCAAACUACGACACCAAGCCCAGAGUGAGCGGUUUGGAUAUAGAGAGGUGGUUUUAAAAGGAGAUCCAAAAAAGCUGAGUCUUCAUGGGCAGACGUGUGCUGUGUGUCUAGAGGACUUCAAAGUGAAAGACGAGCUGGGAGUGUUGCCAUGCCAACAUGCUUUCCACAGGAAGUGUCUGGUGAAGUGGUUGGAGGUGCGCUGUGUCUGCCCCAUGUGCAACAAACCCAUAGCUGGUCCUCCUGAGCAGCAUCACAGCAUAGGGACUCUGCUGGAUGAACUGGUGUAACCUCUGAACCCCUGCCAGCCUGGGGUGGGACAUCGGCACCCGGCCAUACCAGCUGGUAUAAGUUAGCGACCAACAGGAAGAGGAACAGUUGUUGGGGUAACCUAGUUACCACCUGGAGAAAGACUAUGAAGGAUGCUGUUGCCUAGCAACCAUCUCAGAGAUGGCAACACGACACCUUAUAGUGUCUGAGAGAUUAUCUCCAGCCACCCACACAUCACUCCACCACUCUUCUUUCACCCGCUCCAUCACAUCUUCUCGUGUUGCCUCGAGUGAGGUUAAUAGCACCACUGAAGUGGAGGGGACACAGUUGCAUUUUUCAGUGAUGUGAACAAGUGAGCGUUGAAGGAUGACAGUAGGAGGCACUAACCCCCUCUGAGCAUGUGUAUGUUAUGGCAGUCACUGAUAUAAGAUAAUGUCACUAUUGGCUGAGGUUAUUGAAAUUCUAGGAAAUCUUUCAGACAAAGCCAUGUUGUUAAGUUAUGUGGCUAACAAUACAAUAAAUUCCUAGUGUUUAUAUAAAAUGAACAGGUAGAACAAGGGUUUAAUAAAAAUGUCUGCAGCACUAGAAACAAAGACCAGAAGAGAUUUAAUAAUACAGUGGCAAAGACAUCGACAGGGUUGAUUAAAACUGCCUUCAAGGAAAUUAAAAACUUUUUUAGGAUUUUAAAUUGAAGUCACACUGGCUUAAAAAAGUGAUUGAAAAAGGGAGAUUCAUGCCUCAUCAGUAGGACCUAAAUUAUUCAUGUUACAUAGAAGAAACAGCUCAAGUUGUAGUCCAAGUGUAGCAGAUUAAUCAGUGUUUUUACUGAUACUGAUACUGAUACUGAUGUGUAAAAUCCAUAUUGGUGCCCACCUCUACAUUGAUAUGUAUGUUCAUGCUCCAGUUGUUUUAUUGUUCAUACAUGUUUUUAUUGUGUUUAUAUAGAUGGGAGGAACUGACACCUCCUGUCUCUCGUUGUAACUGUUUGGUUCUUUGUUAAAAUGUUGAAGAUUUUUUUAGACAUUGCACUUUGAAUUCACAAAAAAAAAACAAAAGAAAAAGUUAAAUUGAGGUUUGGAUGAUGCAGCACAGCCUCGUUUUCAGGUGUGGUGAAUCUUUUAUAAAAGAGAUGCUGCUUCAGUGAAGAUAAAGGAAGAAGACCCUCUGUGUUCUUUUGUGAAUCCAUUUGGGAAACGACUUAUUCUCACUUUCAUACACAGUGUUUUUGUGGCAUUGCUGGUGAUUCUGUUUUACAUUCCUCGUCGUAGGGGUUCCUUUCGUAUGUGUGUGUGUGUGUGUGAUUUACAGUGAUUCAGAAAGCAAAACACUGCCUAAAUUGAGCACAAAACUCACAAAGCACAUUGUCCAGAUACAGAAGGCACCUGCACUGUAAUUAAAAAGCCAAACACACAGGUGAGGCUGUUGAAGCCACACAAGUCUGUGUGCCAUGUAAAGAUAAAAAAUGUAUAUCCUGUUGCGUUUUCAACACGUGAGAAAGAGAAAUGUUCACUCUGAUUCUGGCCACAUUCCACAUUUUUUAAUCUUACAGAUGUAAAUAACUUGAAACAAUAAUAAAUACAAUUGUCUGUUUUGCUCA